This is a messenger RNA of Porites evermanni, 3131 nucleotides long. The record is from the annotation of a GenBank genome assembly. Lineage: Eukaryota; Metazoa; Cnidaria; Anthozoa; Scleractinia; Poritidae.
GUUGUGAAAAUUGCAACAUUUCUAUCAACAACGGAGAGUAUCGCGUCGGAUUUCAGCCCUGUGAUCAUUAAUAUUUCCAAAACAGCGCUCUUAGAUACCAACUUUGGCCUUCAUUUUCUCGGCUUCUAUUUAACGAAAAUGCUUCAUUUUUGGAAUUUGAGUUCUGGCUAGGAGUACAUUUCAAAUGAGUUAUUUUAUAAGCAUGAUCAUAUUGGGACUUUAUAGCAGUUCUAAUACCUUAAAUACCAAACAUAGCAAAGAGUGAAAAUAAAAUAAUUCUCAAUACUCUUUAACUUCAAUUCAACAAUAUUUUAAAGAUGUUUUCAAUAGUGAAAGCAUGAGAUGUGAGAAACUUUUCCCGCCUCUGUCGGCGACACGUGCUUGUGCUAGACAGAACACGAACUGUGCCCUCGGAUAUCUUUACAAGGAAAUGGUCUUAAACUAGGACAGUGGAACGUAAAUAAUUUAACGGACUCUAAGCUGGAGCAAAUAAGGUUACUACUAACCGCGUAUCAACAUGAAAUUGAUGUGCUUUUUCUAAUCAAAACCUUCCUCAAGCCAAAUAAGCCUGGCUGCGUUCUUCAAAUACCUGGCUACACGUUUUUCAAAAAAGACCGACAAGGAUCGAAGAAAGGCGGUGGAAUUCUUGCGUAUCUUGCUGACAGACUUAAGGUCGAAAGAAUCACAAGCCACAAACAUGUAAGUGUCCACAACUAAAUAAUAUCACAAAUGUGUUUACAUUCUUAGUAUGUUUUCUGAAAAAAAUCCUUGCGAUGCUUGUAGCCUCAGCAUUUUCCCAGCAAAAAUAGAGCAUAUACCAACUGCCAAAAUUAUUCAUUCUACAAAAAUGUACGAAGAAAGUUUGUAAAUAAAAACCUGAGUUUUAAUCACCAUUCAACCUUGGCAAUGUUAGCUUUGACUGCAGCAGUGUUAGCUCAGCUGGUACAGCAUGUGACUGCAAAACAUGAGGUCGAGGGUUCUAUUUCCGGGGCUGGACCAAUACUCAGGGUCUUAAAAUAACUGCGAAAUGAGGGUACUCCCUUUGCACUGCAAGCAGCUAGACCAUUGUGUGGCUCAGAUGACCACAUAAAAAGUGUCCCCAAUUAGUAAUUUUGUGCUAAAUAUACUGACACUCAAUUAAAGUUCUUUUUCUUUUACUUCUAAGAACUCAAAGUGAAAAAGUUACAGUGUAACAAUUUCAACAGUGGCCACCUAAGGACUUUUUAAUUUUAGUGGCUGAUGAAAAUUUCUUUUCAUUGUACAUCUUUUGUUGUAUCAAGCUUGUCCAUUUUUGCUGAAUAUUGUUUGCUUAUUUAAAGUAUUGCCUGACAGCUGAAAGAUGACGGUUUGGUUUAUUUACCAACACUGGUUCUACAUUAAGUAGCCACUUAUAAUUGAUUUGUUGCAUACCAUGUGUUGAGCUGAUGAACAUUGCUCAACAUAAUUUUUAUUUCAAAUAAUGAGUGAAAAUACUUGAAAGCUGGUUAAUUUUCCACUGAUGAGAAACCUUCAUGAGGAGUUAUAAAUUGUAAAGAUAUUUCCUACCUUCAAGAAAUCAAGUUUUGGGAAAGCAAUGUGUUUGCCCUUGCCAUAUAUAGUCAUGUAGUAAAAAAACAUUAAGUACAGGCUUCAUUAUUUUUGUUGAAGUCAACUUUAUUUAAUGUGAUGCAUAAGUACUGCUCCAAGAGAUUACUGCAUAUGAGAUGAAAGAGUGACAAUUUUUGAAUUUUUGAAGAGGGAGAUUGUAUUAACUGUAUAGUGUACCUUAUCUUUAGGAAAACCUUCUAGAGACAAAUUAUGGAAAAUCUUGUUUUUAUGAAAAAGACUUGUCAACAAUCACAAUGCCUAAAAUAGUUUAAGUGACCUCUUGUUAAUUAUGGAUUAUUGUUUUAUUUUCUAAAGUAAUUAAUUUUUUUUGUGAUAUAAUGUAAAUUUUAAUGCAUUAGCUUUAGUGGGGAAAGUUAAUUCAAUUUGAUUUGAAGUUAAUUUUAAUGUAGUAAUUACUGGGAAAGGACAAAGUGUGAAUUGUGCGAACUCCAUCUAAUAUACAGCAAAAUGCUUUAUUUGUACACCAUGUCUGUAGCUUUCGUUUUCUUAACUUUUGAUCUAUUGAUUUUGCUAAGUCCAUUUCCAACUUUCUUUUUCCUAGAAUUUGAGACAAGGAAAACAGCAACCACAAUGCAUCAAUAACGUAACCCCCAGAAACAUAGGAAUCUCAUUGUAAGAAGUCGUAUGGGAACAGUACAAUGGAAAAACGAAAAAUCGACAAUCCAAGAGUAGCAGUUAAUUUAUUGAAACAUGGCAUUAACAACAAUCAGGUAAAACCCUAUAAGUGCGAGUAUUGUGACAAGUGCUUUACCCAACGAUCAACUUGCAAGGAACUUGAACGUACUCAUACGGGACUAAAACCUCAGUGCAAGCAUUGUGAACAGUGCUUUGCACAUCUAGGGAAUUGUAAGCGCAUAUUGUCAAAUUGCAAGCGACAUGAGCGUACACAUACAGGCAUGAAACCCUUUCAGUGCAAGUAUUGUGAUAAGUGCUUUACACAUUCAUCAACUUGUAAGCAACAUGAAUGUUCACACACAGGAGAGAAACCCUAUCAGUGUAAGUACUGUGAUAAGUGGUUUACAUGUUCAUCAAUGUGUAAGCAAUAUGAACGUUCACACACAGGAGUGAAACCUUAUCAGUGGAAGUAUUGUGAUAAAUGUUUUAACUGAUCAUUACAUUGCAAGCAGCAUGAACGUACACACACAGGAGUGAAGACUUAUCAAUGCAAGUAUUGUGAUAAGUGCUUUGCCCAGUCAUCAAAUUGCAAGCAGCAUGAACUGACACACACAGGAGUGAAACCUUAUCAAUGCAAGUAUUGUGAAAAAUGCUUUAAAAAAUCAUCAUCUUGUAAGAGGCAUGAAAUUUCCCACUCAGGAGAAAAACCUUAUCAGUGCAGGUAUUGUAACAUAUGCUUUAACAACUCAUCAACUAGUGUGAGACAUGAACAAAUUCACAUUAAAGGGAAAUCUUCUAAAGAAGUUACAAGCCAGUUAAGCAUAUUUAGCUGUUGGAUAUGUCAAGAGGAAUUAAGUAGUCAGGAACUUCUUCUGGAACACUAUGAUAACUACAUGAGACCAGAGUGA